GGGCUGCACGUGAUGGUCGGAGCGCGUCACCGCCGCGGUGUCUGGACUGGAGCAGCGCUGGCUGACACUGCUGCAGCGGGCUACUGUAAAUAAAGAAUACAACCCCGGCCAAACUGACAGGCACCACCGGCUCCACUGAGAAAGUAGUAGUUGUGAUUCAUUCGCCGGAUUUGCUUCUUAGGGUGUUCCUUUUUUUUUUUUUUUUUUUCCUUCCAGAUUUUGCGCGUGCCAAGUGAACGGGUGGAAAAGGGCUGAAAACAUGGCUGGUUUGAUGGCAGGUUUUGGCCACUACACCCACGCCGUGGUGCGGGGAAUCCCCGCGUCCCUGGCCACCGAGGCGCUGCGGAUGCAGCAGGCGGAGGUGGACGUGCGCCGGGCGCAGGAGGAGCACGCCGCGUACGUGGAGGUGCUGCGGGGGAAGCUCGGGCUGGAGCUGCUGGAGCUGCCCGCCGACGAGGCGCUGCCGGACUGCGUGUUCGUGGAGGACGCGGCCGUGGUGUGCGGAGACACGGCGCUCAUCACCAGACCCGGGGCGGAGAGCAGGAGGAGAGAGACGGAGGCAAUGAAAGGUGUUAUGCAGGAUCUAAAAAUGAAUAUAGUUGAAAUGACUGAUGAGACUGCAACACUGGAUGGAGGAGAUGUUCUGUUCACAGGUCGAGAGUUCUUUGUGGGUCUUUCCAAACGGACCAAUCAAAGAGGAGCAGAGAUCCUAGCCGAUGCAUUCAAGGACUAUGCUGUUUCCACUGUACCUGUGCUGGACGGGCUGCACCUGAAGAGCUUCUGCAGCAUGGGGGGACCAGGCCUCAUUGUCAUCGGCUCCAGUGAACCGGCUCAGAAGGCCCUCAAAAUCAUGCAACAAAUGAGUGACCACCGCUAUGACAAACUGACGGUGCCCGACGACCUCGCUGCCAACUGCAUCUACAUGAACCUGCCCAACAAGGGACACGUGCUCCUUCACUGCACAGCAGACGAGUUUCCAGAGAGCGUGAAGGUGUUUGAGAAACUGAAGGACCACAUGCUGAUCCCCGUGUCCAACCAGGAGAAGUGCAAGGUGGACGGGGCCCUCACGUGCUGCUCUGUUCUCAUCAACAAGAAGGCAAACAUCUGAGCAUACUUGCUAGUGGUGUUUUAGUGCACGGUAACCAAAUGGAGCCUGUACUAAUAAUCACCCCAGAUCCUGAGGUUGAAAAAAUACCUCUCCUGUCACUUGGAGAAAUGGAAAUGUUUAAUGUUGCUUAGGAGCAGGUGAUAAGUUUAAUUAAAGAGAGUAAUCAGGUACACUGGAAAUUCACUGAAAUUGCAUUGAAAUGUCAUGAAGUUUGUGAAUAAUUCAGCUGAUAAAUACAAUAAUUUCAGAUUAACCACAUGUUUGUAGGAAAUAGAAUUGUACAUUAAAAAUUGGAUGCAUUCUGUAAUGAAUUGGAAAUGUAUUUACAAUGUAAAGAAAACAACUUGCAACACAAAAGAUCAAACUUACAAGCUGUAUCUUAUUAUAUGAUUUCCAACAGUAUUUGCAUCACUACAAAAAGGUUAGAAUAGUUUUAUUCCCACAUUAUGAAAUUCCUCAUCCCAGACCAGAAGAGGAGUAAACCAAGUGCCACGUCGAGUGCCAUCCUUUUAACUUUAAGACCCUUUAGGGGUCUCAAGUGUUGACCUUUAUUACUGUCCAAUGUUUACAACCCUGGGAGAUCCACACAGCAAAGAGCACUGGGACAAUAGAAUCCACUACUUGUGUUUUGUAGGCUUCUACGCUUUGUAAAUUACAGUCUUGCCAAUAUUGCACUGCAGAUUUAUAAGUGACAAAACACAGACAUCUACAUUAAGACAAAAAAAAGCCUACACAGAUGCUUCAUGUCAUUUACAUGCACCAUUUUAACUGUGAUAACUUUUAGUUUUUGCUUAUGCAAUGAAUAUGAAACUCAGUUUUCAAAAACUGUAUCCUGGACCAAAAUGUGAUGAAAUGCUACUGUUAUGAUUUACAGUUGCAUGAUAAAGAAAGUAAACCCUCUUUUGAUUCAUUUUAAGGUUAUAUUUUAAAAUCAACCUCAGAUGAACAACACGUGACGAGCAUUAUUUUCUGCAACCAAACUGCAGAGGCAGUAAUCAUUACCCGUAUAACUUUAUCAGUCUCUCCAAGUGUUGUGGAGGAAUUUUGACCCCGUUUUCUUUCCAGUUUUGCUUCAGUUCAUUGAGAUUUGUGAGCUUUAGUUGUUGUAUGGUUUUCUUAACAGGUUGAAGUCUAGACUGGGGAAUUAUAACAACAUUUAUUCUUUCUCAGCCAACUAUUCCAUUGUAGAUUUGCUGGGUUUACUUUGGUAUAUCCAUUUAUUUGCAGCUGCAAAAUUCCCAAAGUCGUGCAGCUUCAAAACCAGGCCUCUUUCAUGCCGCCGUCAUCAUCAGUUGGUAUGAGCGGUUCGGGAUAAUAUGUGGCGUCAACCUUCUAAGAUUGGAUAAAUAGGUAAUUCCUUUUUUGCUAAAAUCUAUUAUCCUCCACUCAAGACCAACAUGCUGCCAAAACCUCUGGUUUUAUAGAAGUGAUCACACUUGCCAAUGAACAGCAAAUUGAUUGUUUGAUUCUCAGCUCGGAUGAAUAAUCGGCCAGGUAAAUAGCAUCUGGCUGCUACCUACUCUUUUAUUUUCAAAUCAUUGAGUAUUACGUUCACUUUUUCAUGCUGCAUCUGCAUUUGGAAAUACUUUGGCUUAGUUAAAUGUACAUUGGCAUUAUGUUAUGUUGUUGUUCAUCUAUGGUUGAAAAGAUAUGGCAUGGAUUUGAUAUGGUUUAUUUUGCAUUCUGUUCUGAUGGAUAAAAUCUAUCGGAAUUGAAAGAUGGCAGUUUCCUUUUCACACGACAGUAAAUAGUGUCUUUUUGUUUUCAAAUUUUACAGUUAAACUAUUUCUGUUUCAUCGAUACCAAGUUUGAUUUUAACUAUGUGGCUAUUUAGAGGUCUUGAUUUCUCCCAUUUGGAAAUCCAGGUUGUGAAACAGCCUCAUGGUAUGGUAUGAUGGAGUACGAUUUACUUUCUGUUUUGCUGUGAAUAAUAUUUCAGUGUUCUACUAAUUUAGACAUGACACUGGUACUUUUCAUAACUGUCCCUCCCAAAUGAUUGCUUCUUUUUUUUCUUACCUAUUCUUAAUAACCUCCACAGUCUAGAGAUGCUAACAGCAGCCUGUUAAGUGAUACCACAAGAGCCAUUAAGUUUGUAUCACUUCAUAAGCCUUAGUUUCAUAAAUGUUAGAAAAACGUGCCGCAGAGGUUGUGAAUGUAUGUUCUCAUUGAAAUAAGGUAAACUAAGCUUUCACUUACACUGACACAGCCCCUCUGCUUCUCUUUAACAUAUGAGUGCCUCUUUGGAGCAGUGAACACUGACUGCUAGUGAAAGAUGCUGAAGGCCCUUUAGGUCCUCUGACAUCAUUAGCUCGGCAAAGGGUCGGGUAUGAAGAGAUGGUGCUAAACUUGUACCGGAACUCCAGGAGAAAAGUUGCAGCUGUCUGUAUUUAUGCUGUUUAAAUUCUUCAUGACUAUAAAUUAAAACUAAAGCUGCUGCCUGCAGUCUAUGCUUAUGAUUGCCUUACGAGUGUUUUACCAUUCAUGACCAAAGUCUCUAAAAUGCAGGCUGACUCCGGCAAACGUAUUCCAACUGCAGCAGAAUAUGAAAAGGGAAGCUGGGCGUGAGAGUAACCUGACCAAACUCUUACAGAUGCACUUGGUUUGGCUCCCUGCUUAAGCAAAGCAGCUCCUGCAGCUAAAGCUACAAUGCAGCCUCCUCCUGGCUACGGUGCUGUCAAGCUUCACCAACAUAAACACGCAAACCUCUGGUUGUGUUCAUCGUUACAAAAAUAAGUCUGCACUUACACAGAUAGCAGUUGUUUUACACACUUCAAAUUUAUGCUAUUAAAAAAAAGCCACAGACUGUAUGAGUCAUGAAGCUAGUAGCUAUAGCAACCCCUGUUUGUUGCAUGAGUAACUUAACAAACAACUAAUAAACGACUACGCUUGAAGUUACUAACCGAGCUUUAAACAUAGUGUGACAGCAGUCUAAACACAGAUAUCUGAUGGUGUCUGUUGUUGAGGUUUGAUAUUUUCAACUGUAGGGAGACCAUUCUUGUAGCAUUGUUGUACUUUACACCAGUCAGGUGUGAGUGUGUGCAAGAGAAACAUCCUGCAUUGUAUGAACAAACGAGUGCAAACUAUAGUGGGCAUCGCAGUCAAUACAUGUCUGUGUUAGUGCACCAACAACAGGUGAACACACAGUAGGGUUGCCAACUCCCUUGAAAAAUAAAUAAGGGACACCUCACCGGCAGGGCCGGCCAACCCGGUUACCUUCACCCUUCCUGGCAUGGUGAAUUUUUUUAGCUCCUUUUUUUGUGAGUUUUGUGAAUUUUUUAACUAUUUGACUCGAACCUGAAUUGAAUUAGAUGCAUAAUUUUGAAUGCCGUGAACACAUGGAAAACAAAAUAUUAUCCAGCAAUUCACUUUAAUACAAAAUAACGAGAUGAACUGAAUAAAAUAAGUGUCUUUCUUAAACAGAAACCUGUCCUGCUUAACUUAACAUUGUAUAUAUUAAUAUAAAACAAUAGAAAGCAAGCAGAACCUCUAUUCUGUAAUAGUGCACAAUUUUAGUACAAUAACAAAAGUGCAAACAGAAAGUCUGUAGAAAACUCAACAGCUCAAUGCCAUUUUCCAUUGGCAUUUUAGGACUAUUUUUUGACUCUCACAGUAAUACGGGACAAAGUGCGUCCCAUUUCAGCUCAAUACGGGACGCGUACUUUAGUUUAUAAAUACGGGACGAUUCCGUUUUUCAAGGGACGGUUGGCAACCCUAACACACAGUGAACUAAGAAGGAGCAGCAAUGCAGUCCGCAGUUAUGAACACGAGUUUCAAAAUGAGUUAGAAAACGUGGCUCCGCUGACUUACACUCAGCAAACAAAGAAGCUGAUGUUGCCCCGUUGUGGAGGCCUUAUAUGUGUUGUGAGCAGUUUUACGUUCGAGGCCUGUAAACAUGACAACAUAAUACUCAUAAAUGUUGUAAACACGUGCAGCUACCGUGGUUGACCGUACAUGUUAAAGUCCAUCGGAUCUGAGACCAUGCUGGAACUCUGUGUGAUGGUAAGAAAAAGUUAAGGAAAUGACAUCAGGAGAUGACUCAACCUCCCUCCGUAGACGUGAGCGUAUGGGCAAGUGGGCAGUGAUGAAACGUGGAAAGAAUUCACAUCGGCAGAAUAAGCUCGUACACCAGUAAACACUCGCUCUUUUAAAUUCUCUCUUUCUUUUGGCUGUUUUAUACUCCUCGACCCUCCUUUUCUCCCACCCUCUGUUACUGCCUCAUGGACAAUUCUGGGUUAAUUUACAGCCAUGAUAUCAUACAGUCUGGCAUACACGGUAGAUGUGAUGACCUGCCGUUAAAGUAUGACAGCAUGACAGCAGUAUAUUUUACAGAGAGCGGCUGGCUGGAUGCGGGAUGAUAGCAUGCAGUUGUUGGGGAGCCAGCGCCGAUUCACGUGCUUUUAACUAAAGAGGGGGAACAGUCGUACACUGUCUGAUUGCUCUGCAAUAUGUCAACCACUGGCUUUAAAGACAAAAAAAAGAAGUCAUUAUAUCUAAAAUUGUGUUGUGAAACUGCCAUAAUAGCCACUGAAAAUGAGAAUGCUGUUAAAACACUCAAUACCUGUUUGGCCUCUGGGCUGGGAAAGCUCCAUCAUCCAUUACAUUUUACCUUCAAGGCCUGUUCUCUGUCUUCUUAAUAAUGGCGUCACCCACAGUCACGAUGUUGUAAAGUUUUCCAUCUCAGGUCUCAUGGUUGUUGAACAAGUUGUAAGUAAUAAUUAUUUGAAUCAUGUUAAAUUGAUGCUUUUGUCUACUUAGUUAAAUAAACAGGCAUAUACUACUCA
This is a messenger RNA of Cololabis saira (Pacific saury), 5889 nucleotides long. It is a transcript of the gene ddah1, whose product is annotated as dimethylarginine dimethylaminohydrolase 1. The coding region runs from base 260 to 1108 and encodes 282 amino acids. Gene Ontology annotation, biological process: positive regulation of nitric oxide biosynthetic process; arginine metabolic process. The transcript is spliced from 6 exons. The record is from RefSeq and is a predicted model, not a curated record. Gene Ontology annotation, molecular function: dimethylargininase activity; amino acid binding. NCBI's taxonomy places the organism in Eukaryota, Metazoa, Chordata, Actinopteri, Beloniformes, Belonidae.